Molecule: messenger RNA, 2155 nt
Organism: Lactuca virosa
Lineage: Eukaryota; Viridiplantae; Streptophyta; Magnoliopsida; Asterales; Asteraceae
Source: the annotation of a GenBank genome assembly
AUGUAUACUACUAUACUCCCUCAUUCUCUUUCAAAUUCCUUCAAAAUCCCGCAAUCACGGUUUUGGUUUGCUUUUCUGAAUCCUUCUACUUCAAACUUUCUCGAAUAUCUCAGGUGUAUGAUGACUCAACGAGGAGGAAAGUUAAGCCAUAGUGAUCCUGCAUUCCGGGAAUACAUAUACACCUCUUACAAGGACCUCAAAGAAGGCAAAGUCAAAGUCAAAUUUUCAGAAAAGAUUCUUAAAUGUCCUUAUUGUCGUGAGAGUAGAGAAUACACUUACAGUGAGGACCUCUGUAGGCAUGCAUCACGGAUCACAAGUGAAUCAAGAAGUGCUACUUAUAAAGAAAAGGCCAAGCAUAUGGGAUUGGUGGAGUUUCUAGUGAGAGAAUUUGAUACUAAAAUCAAGGAUAUAGAAUCAACAAGUGCUAAUUUGAAAGAAAAGGGGAAUCAUAAGGGACUGGAUGAGUUUCUAGAGAAAGACUUUGAUGCUAAAGUCAAGGAUUCGAAAUCAACGAGUAAAAGGAAAAGUUUUGAUUUAGAGGAGAAGAAUGACAUGUCAAGGGAAGAGGCAAUUGUUUGGCCAUGGGUGUGUGUGGUUGCUAACAUCCCAGUUCAAUACAAGGAUGGUAGGUAUACUGGUGAUAGUGGUAAAAAGCUAAAAGAUGAGUGGAUAAAUCAAGGGUACAAACCUACAAAAGUUCAUCCUCUAUGGAACAGGAGGGGUCACUCUGGAUUUGCUGUGGUUGAAUUUGCAAAAGAAAUGGAUGGAUUUGGUUAUGCUACAUUGUUUGUGAAGGAUUUUGAGGUGGAAAAACAUGGAAGGAAAGAUUGGUAUAAUAGCAAAAAGUGCAAAGAUGAUAAGCUCUAUGCUUGGAUUGCAAGGGAUGAAGAUUAUAACUCCAAUGGUCUUGUUGGAGAUUAUCUGAGAAAACAUGGUGACCUAAAGGCUGCUGUUUCUCAAGUUGAAAAAGAAGAUGAAGUAAAAGAUUGUAAGCUUCGUAUGGGAUUGAAUAAAAGGUUGGAAGAGACAGAGAAACAAAGUGAAGAAAUCAAGAGUGAAAUAAGUAGGACAGAUGAUUAUAUGGCUUCUGUUAGGAAGCAGAAUGAAAUGUUGAUGAAGGACUUAAAUAUGAUGGCUGAGAAAUACAAUAAAGCACAUGAGAUGAUGGGAAAGAAGGCGAAUGAACAGCUUAAAAAGAUUUCCAUUGAGCAUGAACAGAGCAAAUUACAGCUUGAAGAACGUGAAAAGGAACUGAGAGCACGUGAAGCUAGAAAUGAAAGUGAGCAAAAGAAGCUUGACAAUGAGAAGAAAAUGAAUGAAUUGGCGAUUUUGGAGCAGAAGAAAGCAGAUGAGAGAAUGUUGAAAUUGGGGGAUGAUCAUAAGAGAGAAAAAGAGAAACUUCACCAGAAGAUUAUUGAGCUUCAAAAGAAGCUUGAUGAUAAGCAACGACUGGAACUGGAGAUCAAACAGUUGAAAGGAGCCAUGGAAGUAAUGAAGCACAUGAGUGAUGAGGAUGCUGAAGCAAAGAAUAAACUGGAGUCGACUGAAAAAGAUCUGAAAGAAAAAGAAGAGGAACUUGAGGAUUUGGAAGAGCUUAAUCAAGCUUUGAUAAUCAAAGAAAGACUAAGCAAUGAUGAAUUACAGGAUGCUCGCAAAGAGUUGAUUUCUGAUUUGAAGGAAAUAUGUGGUUCUGGUCGAGCCCAUAUUGGUGUGAAAAGAAUGGGGGAUCUUGAUGCAAAGCCUUUCAUAGUUGAUGCUAAGAAACGUUGUUUAAGUCGAGAGGAUACAGUCAAGUUUUUGUCAAUGUGGGAGGAUCAUCUCAGGGAUCCAAGCUGGCAUCCAUUUAAGGUCAUCACCAUUAAUGGAGAUGAUUGCAAGGAAAUACUGGAUGAAGAAGAUGAAAAGAUUGCGAGGCUGAAGGCUGAAUGUGAUGAAGGCGUAUAUAAUGCGGUUGUGACAGCUCUAAAAGAGAUGAAUGAAUACAAUCCAAGUGGCAGGUAUCCAUUGCCUGAGCUUUGGAACAACAAACAGAACAGAAAGGCGAUAUUGAAAGAAGGUGUGGAGUUUCUGCUGAAACAAUGGAAAUUAUACAAACAGAAGAAACGAGGUUGAAGAGCAUGUCAGUUUAAAAAACCUAAAAUGAUUUAUGAUUGAU